UCUCUGAAGCUUGGGACUCUGAAGCAGGGAAAAGGUGCUUGGAAGAAACGUGCAGUGUUGAGCCACCUGAUGUCGUGCUAGCGACCGGGUUAGGGCCAUCUGGGGGUUGCCAGCUCCUGCAGCGGGCGGGGCCGGGCGGAACGGGGUGCGGACGCUUGCACCUCCUGGGCACCCGCGGUCACACGUGUGACCGAAGCUGGCAAGUGGACACCUCUGAGGCUCGGAAAAGAUAUCCUGGAACACUGAUGGCAAACUUCAAGGGCCAUGCUCUCCCCGGGAGCUUCUUUCUAAUAUUUGGGCUGUGGUGGUCAGUGAAGUACCCACUGAAGUACUUUCACCAAAAGGGCCUGAAGAAGAACAGACUGAGCCUUCAGCAACAGCGCAUCGAGAUCAUUGAAGGUGCAGUGAAGACUUUGUUUGCAGUCAUCGGGAUCCUGGCAGAGCAGUUUGUUCCAGAUGGACCUCAUCUGCACCUCUACCAUGAGAAUCAGUGGACCAAGCUAAUGAACUGGCAGCACAGCACCAUGUACCUCUUCUUUGGUGUCUCGGGAAUCAUCGACAUGCUCACCUACCUUUACUUCAACAUUGUGCCCCUGGGCCUAGACAGAGUGGUUUUGGCUAUGGCUGUAUUCGUUGAAGGUUUUCUCUUCUAUUUCCACGUUCACGGCCGACCUCCACUGGACCAGCACAUCCACUCACUCCUGCUGUUCAGUCUGUUUGGAGCGACCAUCAGUAUCUCUCUGGAGGUCAUCCUCCGCGAUAACAUUGUGCUGGAGCUUUUCCGAACCACUCUCCUUAUCCUGCAGGGAACCUGGUUCUGGCAGAUUGGAUUUGUCCUGUUCCCGCCGUUUGGAACCCCAGAGUGGGACCAGAAGGACAUGGACAACGUCAUGUUCAUCACCAUGUGCUUCUGCUGGCAUUAUUUGGUAGCUCUCUGCAUCACGGCCAUCAACUACUCCCUUGUUUACUGCUUUCUGACUCGGGUGAGGAGACGCGCAGAAGGAGAGAUCAUCGGGAUCCAGAAGCUGAAGUCUGACCACACUUACCAGUCAACCCUUUUGAGCGGCUCGGAUGAGGAGUGACCUCAGGCUUGGAGCAGUGGAGACCUCACAUCCUCUUAAACAAUAGCUGGAAAGGAUGCAGCUUGUCCCCUGUCCUCUAAGGCUUGCCUUAUAUAAGUGCUCCUGUCCCUGUCCUCUAAGGCUUGCCUUAUAUAAGUGCUCCUGUCCCGUCCUCUAAGGCUUGCCUUAUGACCUCCUAGGGCUCCAUAUGCUGCAUCUCUCAUCGAAUACAAAGCCAUAGACUCAAAUACAGGAAAUUAGACCUCAAGUGUUUUUUAUGCACCAUAUACUUGGAAUAUUUAAGAAUACUUUAACUUAAAAUCUGUAUUACAUUAAUACCAUCCAUCCAGGAAAAUAGACACCUUCCAGUAGCAGGCCUGUCCUUGUAGAGAAAUGACUUUAAGACUCUGAACACCUACACUAGGAAGUGACGAUGUGGAUGAAGCAAGCCAGUUAUCACUGCUGCUUCUGAUAACUUGCCCCUCCUCUCUCAAUCAAGCAGGUACUUCCUUCUCAGAAAUGUUCCUUCAGUUAAUGACAGCUCAGUGUCUUCAAUUCAGAGCCAAGGGUCUAACAGAUUUAAAAAAAAAAAAAAAGCAACUCACGAGCUUUGGUAUUUUCAGCGUUAUCUUUUUAAAUGUUCUCUAAUACAUCGUACCAAAGUACUGCAUUUUAGCCUUGGUCAGAGAUAAAGAUAGAUGAAAGGUAAUUUCCUUAAAUCCAGUAGCUAGUUCAUAGCUCCGCUGAGAACUGAAAUCCCGCUGAGUCCUCGACGUCACGCUACUGAGGAACAUUUUAUAGCAAGCCUGUGCCUCCUAGAUGCAGGGGAAAAUCAGGUGAUGAAAAGCUUCCAAUUUUAAAACAGCUAAAAACCAAUGUAAUGGUUUUGAAUGCUUAACACAGGCUUGAUGCUCUACUGUUGGUCCUGGACAGGCUUUGUUUCGGGAGGUUUGUUUUUUAGUUUUUAUAACUUUCCUCAACAUGUAUUUAUUAAAUAUCCACUUUGCCCUAGCA
Molecule: messenger RNA, 2075 nt
Organism: Rattus rattus (black rat)
Lineage: Eukaryota; Metazoa; Chordata; Mammalia; Rodentia; Muridae
Gene: Tmem45b
Product: transmembrane protein 45B
Exons: 6
Coding region: 246-1082 (278 amino acids)
Source: RefSeq, a predicted model, not a curated record